Molecule: messenger RNA, 963 nt
Organism: Mandrillus leucophaeus (drill)
Lineage: Eukaryota; Metazoa; Chordata; Mammalia; Primates; Cercopithecidae
Gene: STX1B
Product: syntaxin 1B
Exons: 8
Coding region: 95-778 (227 amino acids)
Biological process (GO): exocytic insertion of neurotransmitter receptor to postsynaptic membrane; intracellular protein transport; vesicle fusion
Cellular component (GO): SNARE complex; plasma membrane; endomembrane system
Molecular function (GO): SNAP receptor activity; SNARE binding
Source: RefSeq, a predicted model, not a curated record
CGCCCCCAGACCCCGGCCUCCGGCACCGAGGCGGGAGACCGGGAGCAGCAACAGAGGCAGGAGGACGAGGAGGAGGAGGAGGAGCCGUCGCAGGAUGAAGGAUCGGACUCAGGAGCUGCGGAGUGCGAAAGACAGUGAUGAUGAAGAGGAGGUGGUCCACGUGGAUCGGGACCACUUCAUGGAUGAGUUCUUUGAACAGGUGGAAGAGAUCCGGGGCUGCAUUGAGAAACUGUCGGAGGAUGUGGAGCAGGUGAAAAAACAGCAUAGCGCCAUCCUGGCUGCCCCCAACCCAGAUGAGAAGACCAAACAGGAGCUGGAGGACCUCACUGCAGACAUCAAGAAGACGGCCAACAAGGUUCGGUCCAAAUUGAAAGCGAUCGAGCAAAGCAUUGAACAGGAGGAGGGGCUCAACCGUUCCUCCGCGGACCUGCGCAUCCGCAAGACCCAGAUCAAAAUGGACUCACAGAUGACGAAGCAGGCGCUGAAUGAGAUCGAGACAAGGCACAAUGAGAUCAUCAAGCUGGAGACCAGCAUCCGUGAGCUGCACGACAUGUUUGUGGACAUGGCCAUGCUUGUAGAGAGCCAGGGAGAGAUGAUUGACCGCAUCGAGUACAACGUGGAACAUUCUGUAGACUACGUGGAGCGAGCUGUGUCUGACACCAAGAAAGCAGUGAAAUAUCAGAGCAAGGCCCGGAGGAAGAAAAUCAUGAUCAUCAUUUGCUGUGUGGUGCUGGGGGUGGUCUUGGCGUCAUCCAUUGGGGGGACGCUGGGCUUGUAGGCCCCCCACCCUUCUCUCUCCCAGACCCCUCCCCCACCACAUCGGGAGCAAUACCCCCACCACCCCUUUCACUCCAUCCCCUGCUCCAGGCUCACCCUCAAAACAGACCCAGGCAGCCCCACCCCUCCUCCACUCCCAUGGCAGACCCUGGUGUCCCUGGACCUUACCCGGCCAUGGACCCCCCC